Molecule: messenger RNA, 4038 nt
Organism: Drosophila ficusphila
Lineage: Eukaryota; Metazoa; Arthropoda; Insecta; Diptera; Drosophilidae
Gene: Tmtc2
Product: protein O-mannosyl-transferase TMTC2
Exons: 11
Coding region: 556-3390 (944 amino acids)
Biological process (GO): protein O-linked glycosylation via mannose
Cellular component (GO): endoplasmic reticulum membrane
Molecular function (GO): mannosyltransferase activity; protein binding
Source: RefSeq, a predicted model, not a curated record
CCUCCGAGUCGUGCGGUCAGCAGCUGAACCCCGACACUAGACCUGGCCAACAAAAUAAGGCAAGAGCUGCCUCGGCCGCGAUGUGGCUCAAGUCACUCUAACUCCGAUUCGAGCAGAGCUCCAGAGACACAGCUGCGGGAAAGCAAAGGACACCGGUGGGUCACGGUUUCAGUCCGCACGGAGUCGGCUUAAAGUAGGGCUCUUAAAGCUACGGAAUUCGUGCGCUCGUUUCCGUUUUUGUUUUCGUGUCGCCGCGUGUGUGUGUAUGUGCCAGUGUGUGGCCGGCACUCCCGCUCCUGCUACGAGCUGAAGGCGAAUACAGCUCGCUGGAUCGGCCGGAGCAAACAAAGCCACCCAACACCCAUGUGUUGUGUGCCCGAAAUAAAAUCACAUAAAAUGCGACCAAAUCUGCAGCAUGCAUUAAACAAGAGCCUGGCAAACAACGAGCUCCUCGCAUACAUACAAUAUUCAAACUAAGUGGGCGCCCAAGUCCGGCAAUUCAUAAGGAAGCUCUGAUAAGUCCUGCUCUGGUCCUUCGCACCGGAUCCUGGAGAGAUGCCGUCGAUGGAGCCCUGGCUGGGGGGUGAUUCCUGGCUGGGGAUGCUGCGGCUCCGGCUGCAUAAAUCAAACAUGGACUUCACGUGUUUGUUCUGCUGCAGCCUGGCCUUCGUCCUAUAUCUGAACACCCUGAACGCUGGCUUCGUCUACGACGACAGACGUGCAAUCCUGGCCAAUGCGGACGUCUCGGGCGGAUCCCCCUGGCAGCGGAGCUUCUCGAGCGACUUCUGGGGCACUCCGCUGACGGACAGCGGCUCCCACGGAUCGUGGCGUCCGCUGUGCGUGCUCAGCUUCCGGCUCAACUAUCUCCUGGCCGGCGGCUUCGCGCCGUGGGGCUUCCACCUGGUCAACAACCUGCUGCACUGCGUGGCCACUGCGCUGGUGGUGCGGGUGGCCCGCACGCUGAUGGCCUCCGUGUGGGCGGUCCUGGCCGCCGGCGCCCUCUUCGCCGUCCACCCGAUCCACACGGAGGCGGUGGCCGGGGUGGUGGGCCGGGCGGACGUGGCCGCCUGCGUCUGCUACCUGCUCACGUACCUCAGCUACCUGCGGCACAUGCGGUGGCGCGAGUCGGGGGACCCCCGCCAGUGGCUCGCCCUGGGCGCCACCCUGCUCCUGGCCCUCGCCGGGCUGCUCUGCAAGGAGACGGCGGUCACCGCCCUGCUCGCCUGCGCCCUUUUCGACGUGAUGCGCGGUCUGAGCGGACAGGUGGACAAGCAACGCCUUCGAUCCGUGUGCAUUGUGAUGGGCGCCCUGUUCUGCGGCGUCUACUGCCGCCUGGUCGUCGUCCCCGGACCGCAGACGGCCUUCUCCAGCGCGGACAACCCGAUCGCGAGGACGCCCUCCGCCUGGACGCGGCUGCUGACCUUCCUCUACCUGCCCGUCUUCAACCUGCGGCUGCUCCUCCAGCCGAACGUCCUGAGCUUCGACUGGGGCAUGGACGCUCUGCCCAGGGUGACCUCUCUGUGGGACCGCCGCAACGCCCAGUCCGCCUGCUUCUACUCGGUGCUGGUGGGCGUGGCGUGGCGCAGCUGGCGGCAGCUGCUGAGCGGACCCAAGGAGCUGCCGGGAGGGAGUGGAGUGGCCGCCGCCUUCCCGCAGUACCACAUCCAGAAGGUGCCCAGUCGCAAGUCGCGCUCCAAGCGCAAGCGGAUGGUCAGCAGCAGCAAGUUGCAGGCCUUCGAGGCGGCCUACCGCCAGCAGGAGGCGCUUCCCUGCCGCGACUGCAACAACAACAGCAGCGGCUUCGUCUACGAGGGCGGUUCCCACACCCAGAACCAGAACCACAACCCGAACCAGAACCCGUCCCCCGCCCAGAGCCACCCCCAUCACCUAGUGUCUUCCGCCUUCCGCGGCUCCCGCAGCAGCAGCAGCUGCAGCAACAGCACGAACAGCAGCUCCAGCUCCAGUUCCAGCUCCAGCUCCAGUUCCAGUUCCAGCUCGAGUUCGGCGGGGAGCUCUGGCUUCCACUGCUCCUCCAGGGAGUACGCGCUGGAGGGGAUGUCGCGCGGCAACCGGCACGCCUGCGUGGUGGUCAUGUCCCUGGGCUUCCUGGUCCUGCCCUUCCUGCCCGCGAGCAACCUGCUCUUCUACGUGGGCUUCGUGGUGGCCGAGCGCCUGCUGUACCUGCCCAGCGUGGGCUUCUGUCUCCUGGUGGGCUACGGCGUCUCCAGGCUGAUGGCCUGCUCCCCGAGAGCCCGCUGUGCCCUCCUCCUGAGCUUCAGCGUCCUCCUGGCCGCCAUGAGCCUGCGCACCCUGAGGAGGAACGCGGACUGGCGGGACGAGGAGAGCCUGUACCGCAGUGCCAUCGCCGUCAAUCCGCCAAAGGCGCUGGGCAAUCUGGGCAGCGUGCUCAGCUCGCAGGGACGAUACGAGGAGGCCAAGCAGGUCCUGCAGGAGGCUAUUCGCUACCGGCCCAACAUGGCAGAUGUGCAUUUCAACCUGGGCAUCCUGCACCAGAACCAGCAGGUCUAUCCGGCAGCCGUCGAGUGCUUUCAGCGCGCCAUCAAGUUCCGACCGAAUCUGGCGGUGGCCUACCUCAACCUGGGCAUAUCAUUCAUAGCGCUGGGAAAGCGCCAGCAGGCCAUCGAGACCCUGCAGGCGGGCUCCACUCUGGAUGGGGCCGCCGUCCGAGAUCGGGGAGCCCACGACCAGGCGCGCAGCUCGGCCUACUUGCAGCUGGGCGCCCUCUACGUGGAGCAGGGCAAGCUGCAGCGGGCGCUGGCGGUCUACCGGGAGGCCCUGUCCUCCCUGCCGGGACUGCCGCAGCAGCGGGAGGUGCUCUACCAGCGGAUCGGGGACGUCCUUGGCCGCCUGCAGCAGUGGGACGAGGCGGAACGCCACCACCGCGCCGCCCUGGAGCUGCAGCCCAACCAGGUGGCCGCCCACAUCUCCUACGGCAUCACCCUGGCCAGAAAUAGCAGCCGAGCCUCGGAGGCGGAGAUGUGGUUCAAGCGGGCCCUGCAACUGGCGCCCGACCAGGCCAGCGUCUACCAUCACUACGCCGAGUUCCUUUCGCUGCAGUCGCGGCACCACGAGUCCGCCGUCUAUCACCGGAGGGCCGCUGAGCUGGAGCCGAACGACUACGCCCUGGUGGUGGCAGCUGCCACCGCGAUGCGGCUGCUGGACAGGAAGGUGGAGGCGGAGAUGUGGUACCGCAAGGCAGUGGCUCUGCGACCGGACGACGCCCAUGCCCACACCAAUCUGGGGGCCAUCCUGCACCUGCUGGGACGCACGAACCACGCGGCUGCCAGCUACAAGGCGGCUCUGCGACUCCAGCCCGGAGACGCCAUCACGCUGGGCAACCUGGCCAAGCUGGGAGUGACGAAUGUCUAGCAAUUGCGGCGGCCACUUUCGCCGAGCAGCUGAUGAUAAAGUUAAUUAGCCACAGAGCAGAGAUAUUUUUAUAUGUACGGGAGAGGAGGGAAAGGAGGGAAAGGAGGGCAGGAGGAGCGUUAGAUAACUCUACAGAAUUUAUACAAAGGACUUCGAUACAUAUGUAUAUCAUUUAGCAGCUGGCAGCCGUGUAAAUAUCCAAGCAGCGACCAAGAAUGUCACAAAUAGAUAGCGAUACAGUACCGAUACAGAUACAGAUACAGAUACCGAAGCGGAGCUGACAAAGAUUGAGCUAGAUACAGAUAGAAUCAGUGGAGGAGCGACAGAAAGAACAAUAAUUAAAAUACCUAACUGAUAAGGGAACGAGUUACUGUACAGCUGCAGACAGGAUGCAGGAUAGUGGGAACGAUGAUUGGGUAACUACUCGUAAUGUGCUUAAAUAUCCGUGUAAAUUACUGUACAUACGAGGCCCCGCAGCCAAAGGCGUGGGUCGUAUUAUUGACUAUAUAUAUACGAUAUGACUUGCUUCUCGAGAUUGUUUUCUCCGUUGUGUGUACAUUUUAGUUAAGCAAAUAAAGAUACCGAUGCAGUGUAUGGAUUGUAUAGAGAUACGGCAAGGAGAAUAUAAUAAAACCAAAUGAAUUGAAA